AUGAUAUCAGCCCUUUUUCUCAUUAUGUUGCUGCAACCUCAAGUCAGGAAACUUCAGCAGACUGCCAACGGGUUAAAGCAUCACCCCACGAAUCUGGAGUGGUGUGGGUUUGAGACAUUCACACUCUGGAGUGCACUGCCACCCGAAUUACGAUUUUGCAUUAUGUUAUUCGUCGAUUUUGACACACAGGAAACCUGCAUCAUUACGAACAGAGAAACUCGGUUGUGGACAAUAGCUGUGCGGAACUCACGAAGAGAAACAGUUAUUAAACACAUCUUUAAUAACCAUAAGAUCGAGCAACAAACAGCUUCUAUUGUGUUUGAUGCCCGAGAGGAUGUCGCCCCAGUUCGAAGAAGUUGUUCAGCACACAUUCGAUUACCAGUAAUUUGCUGA
Necator americanus (New World hookworm) is the source of this 393-nucleotide messenger RNA. RefSeq lists its product as uncharacterized. The transcript has 4 exons. The record is from RefSeq and is a predicted model, not a curated record. Lineage: Eukaryota; Metazoa; Nematoda; Chromadorea; Rhabditida; Ancylostomatidae. Bases 1 to 393 code for a protein of 130 amino acids.